Messenger RNA from Penicillium daleae, 1632 nucleotides. RefSeq names its product Zn(II)2Cys6 transcription factor domain-containing protein. The record is from RefSeq and is a predicted model, not a curated record. Gene Ontology annotation, biological process: regulation of DNA-templated transcription. The coding region runs from base 1 to 1632 and encodes 543 amino acids. Gene Ontology annotation, molecular function: DNA-binding transcription factor activity, RNA polymerase II-specific; zinc ion binding. The transcript has 2 exons. Lineage: Eukaryota; Fungi; Ascomycota; Eurotiomycetes; Eurotiales; Aspergillaceae.
AUGGUGGGGGUUCCGCACAGUACUGGAUGUGCACUAUGUCGGGAAAGACAUAUCAAAUGCGACGAAGCAGUCCCCGAAUGCACCCAAUGCCAGCGCUACGGCCGCACCUGUCCAGGGUACCGCCGAACCUUUCGCUUUCAAGACGAGGGUCCAAGUCUAAAACGCCGUCAUCGCUCCACCACCCGCGGGCGAGGCCGCGGGGCCUCGACGGGCCCCAGCACCCCCAGUACACCCGGCACGACCACGCCGCAUAUCGAGGCAUUCGGCCAGCCCGAGCCCGGCGGCGGUGCCGCAGCUGUUGUGCGUGCCAAUGCCAUCGCUCUAAUGCGCCAGCAUUCGUCAACGGUCACUCUGGACGAGAAUGUAUCGCCAUCGCUAGUGCGCAAGACCUUCCGGGCAGCGCAGCCGCAGUUAUUCCUCGAUUUUGUCAUCACGUCAUUUCCGACAUUAUACUGGCACAACCAGUUUCGCGCUGGUAGCGAGCCUGGCUUUGCGGAGUUUAUAGUGCUGAAUUUUGGCCGAGAUGCAUACCUGGAUACAGCUAUUUGCUGCUUGAGUUCGGUAUACUUGGCUCAUUUAACCCAGGAUCCGGCGUUACUACGCACGAGUCGGCGCAUGUAUGGUCUCUCGCUGAGCGAGGUGAUUCGUGCUCUAUCAAAGAAUGAUCAUGCCUUGUCGGAUAACAUGGUUUGCACAGCGAUGCUGCUGAGCGUGUACGAGAUGUAUGCCCGAACAAGUCCUGAUGCAUGGGCCGUGCAUUCCGACGGUGUCAGACGGCUCAUGGAAAGUCGCGGUCCGGCGCUUCAUGAAUCAGGCUUUGGGCGAUCAUGCUGGAUCGCGUUUCGGGGAUUUCAUAUUGCAACCGCUGUUUACCAAGGGAAGCCGUGCUUUCUGGACCAAGACGAAUGGCAGCGGUACACGAUGCGGAUUAUGACUGAAGAUGCUCUCAAGCCUGGAGAAUGGUCCGCGUACGCCUUUAUCUCGGACAAAGUCUUUAUGGAGAUUGCAAAGUGUCCCCGGUACAUCAGCGAGACCCGGGAAAUUCUGUCUGAUGAAGCCCCCGCAGAACGAGAGAUCGUCAAAGCUCUUCUGCAGCGCAUUCAAGAAACCACAAUCAAGCUGCACAAGCUCACCACGGAGCUGCGUUUCUCCAUCAGUGCACACGGCCAGCGUGAACAGGGCAUUGUCUCUUGCCUCGAUACAUUUGUCGGUCCCGUUCCUGAGAACUUCCCUGAGACGGCCCCAUCGCUCCUCCUCCAGGGCGCGGAGCAUAUUCUUGGAACACUCUGCCAAUUACGCGAGCGUCUUGAAGACAGGCUUUGCUGUCGUGUGAUUGAAGAACUCUCGCCCGAGUCUGUGGCGGAGACACCGCCCAGCGAGGGUAGCGCAGCUUCUCAAUCCCCCACACAGAUGCUUAUCCAGCCCAAGACUUUCACCUUGCCGUUUCGCAUCCACUCGGAGCUUGGACGUGGUCCGUCUCAGACGUCUGAUCGGAAUGAUCCGCAUGCGGUGAUUUGGUUGGACCGUGUUGCUUCGUCGAUGGGCAUGCUGGGUACGAGGAUCAUCGAUGAGACCCCGGAUGUUGGCUAUGUUGGGGAAGAGACCUCACCUGGAGCAUCCACUCUCAGUUGA